GCGUACCCAAACUAUGGGAAUGAGCACAUUAUGUGGUGGGGAUGGCGUAGCCGCGUAACGACGAGCCCGAAUGGUUCAUUUUCAAUUUCAGUCCAUAGCGACCAGUCAAGGACCAGACCAGUAACCACUGCACCAGAGCCAUAGCAUAGCUUCCAGCGGAAUAGACUCUGAUAUGAACUCAAGCUCCAAUCUCAAAAUGGAAGCAAUUUCUUAUUCAAUCCCCUCCACCAAAUUGCACUCCUCUCUUCAUAUUUACACGGGCGUUACACGAAUUCGAUCCUCUAACCUCCUUCUUCGCCCUCCCCCUAUUUCAAUUAAACCUCUAUAUUCCCCCAAUUUUCUCAUUCUCCAUCGCCACAGACUUCGCUGCGUCGCAGAAUCCUCCAAUAAUCACCACCACAAUCAUCAUCACGACCAUGACCACGGUCACAACCACCACCAUCACCAUCACCAUCACCACUCACACGGCAUCCACGGCGCUGAUCUCACCGGCCCUCAAAAAGCUGUCAUCGCGUUCGCGAAAGCCACCAGAUGGAUGGACCUGGCAGACAUCCUGAGGGAGCACCUGCAUCUAUGCUGCUUCUCCACCGCUCUAUUCGUAGCCGCCGCAAUUUGCCCUCACACCUUGCCUAAGCCACUUAUCAAGCCUCUUCAAAACUCUCUCAUCUUCGUCGCCUUUCCUCUGGUUGGGGUUUCUGCAUCACUUGACGCUCUCCUUGAAAUCAGCAGUGGAAAGGUGAACAUCCAUGUGCUAAUGGCAAUGGCAGCCUUUGCGUCGAUAUUCAUGGGAAACUCUUUGGAAGGAGGCUUGCUUCUUGCCAUGUUUAACCUCGCGCAUAUCGCCGAAGAGUAUUUCACCAGCCGGUCGAUGGUUGAUGUUAGGGAAUUGAAGGAAAAUAAUCCAGAUUUCGCCCUUGUUCUGGAUACCAAUGAUGAUAAACUCCCCAAUACGUUUGACUUGGCGUACAAGAGGGUUCCCGUGCAUGAUGUAACUGUAGGAUCAUAUAUUCUGGUUGGCGCUGGUGAGUCUGUGCCAGUAGAUUGUGAAGUAUUCCAAGGAAGUGCCACAAUUACCACCGAGCACUUGACAGGGGAAGUCAAACCUUUGGAAGCCAAAGUUGGAGAUAGAAUUCCUGGUGGUGCAAGGAACUUAGAUGGGAGGAUAAUCGUGGAGGUAACCAAAACUUGGAAGGAAUCAACUCUCAGCAGAAUUGUUCAGUUGACUGAAGAAGCACAGUCAAAUAAACCUAAACUUCAAAGGUGGCUUGAUGAAUUUGGUGAACGCUAUAGCAAAGUUGUUGUGGUGUUAUCAAUUGCUAUUGCUGUUAUUGGGCCAUUUUUAUUUAAGUGGCCAUUCAUUAGUACAUCUGCUUGCAGAGGUUCAAUUUACAGAGCCUUAGGGCUUAUGGUGGCAGCAUCCCCUUGUGCCUUGGCUGUGGCCCCAUUGGCAUAUGCUAUAGCAAUCAGCUCCUGUGCCAGAAAGGGGAUAUUACUCAAAGGUGGGCAUGUUCUGGAUGCUCUAGCUACUUGUCAUACUGUUGCCUUUGACAAAACAGGGACAUUGACAACUGGUGGACUCGUAUUCAAGGCAAUUGAGCCCAUUUAUGGUCAUCAUGUUAGAAACAAUAAAUCAAAUGUUCCUUCCUGUUGCAUUCCCACCUGUGAAAAAGAAGCUCUUGCUGUUGCUGCAGCUAUGGAAAAGGGUACUACUCACCCUAUUGGAAGGGCUGUGGUUGACCAUAGUGAAGGCAAAGACCUCCCAUCUAUUUCUGUUGAAAGUUUCGAAUACUUUCCUGGUAGAGGCCUUACUGCUACUGUUAACAGCAUUGAGUCAGGAACUGGAGGUGCUAAACUAUUGAAAGCAUCACUUGGAUCUAUAGAUUUCAUCACCUCUUUUUGUCAAUCUGAAGUCGAGUCAGAAAAGAUCAAGGAAGCUGUUAAUACAUCUUCUUAUGGAAGUGAAUAUGUUCAUGCUGCCCUUUCAGUUAAUCAGAAGGUAACAUUGAUUCAUCUAGAGGAUAGGCCUCGUCCUGGGGUUUCUAAUGUUAUUCAAGAAUUGCAAGAUGAAGCAAAGUUUCGUGUGAUGAUGUUAACUGGUGAUCAUGAGUCUAGUGCAAGGAGAGUUGCAAGUGCUGUGGGCAUCAAUGAGUUUCAUUGCAACCUGAAGCCUGAAGACAAGCUGAGUCAUGUAAAGGAUAUCUCAAGAGAUAUGGGGGGAGGCUUAAUUAUGGUUGGUGAAGGCAUCAAUGAUGCCCCAGCACUAGCUGCUGCAACUGUUGGGAUAGUUCUUGCUCACCGUGCUAGUGCAACUGCCAUAGCUGUUGCAGAUGUAUUGUUGCUUAGAGAAAACAUUUCUGCAGUGCCAUUUUGUAUUGCCAAGUCUCGUCAAACAACUUCACUGAUUAAACAAAAUGUGGCUUUAGCAUUGACGUCCAUUGUCAUGGCUUCCCUUCCAUCAGUUUUGGGAUUUCUGCCAUUGUGGUUAACGGUUCUUUUACAUGAAGGUGGAACCUUGCUUGUCUGUCUUAAUUCUGUACGUGCUCUGAAUGAACCAUCUUGGUCCUGGAAGCAUGAUAUAUCACAUUUGAUUAGCGAGAUUAAAUCUAGACUCCUCUCUCUCAAGACAAAUAUCACGGGCUCAAACAGUAUCAUGACGGCGAAUUUGUAACGUAGUGUUGUAGUGUAUUGCAUAUUUAUAGUGUAUUGAGAAAAAUGUCAAUAUCCCUUUUCUUGUAUAUCUGUAGGCUUCUUUUUCACUCCAGAGAAUUGAACAUUCCAUUCUAUUGGAGGUUAGUUUCCCUUUAAUCCUCGUUUUCCCAUUCAAAUGGAAUAAGAAAAAUGACAUUAAGGGAAGAAUAUGCAUAUGCAUUUCGGAUUUGGCAUUUACAAUAUAAUGAUAUAAUGUUUAUAUGACUUAAA
Messenger RNA from Glycine soja, 2919 nucleotides. RefSeq names its product probable cadmium/zinc-transporting ATPase HMA1, chloroplastic. NCBI's taxonomy places the organism in Eukaryota, Viridiplantae, Streptophyta, Magnoliopsida, Fabales, Fabaceae. Gene Ontology annotation, cellular component: membrane. Gene Ontology annotation, molecular function: ATP hydrolysis activity; ATP binding; ATPase-coupled monoatomic cation transmembrane transporter activity. The record is from RefSeq and is a predicted model, not a curated record. Bases 173 to 2668 code for a protein of 831 amino acids. The transcript is spliced from 13 exons. Gene Ontology annotation, biological process: monoatomic cation transport.